This is a messenger RNA of Calliphora vicina (urban bluebottle blowfly), 1367 nucleotides long. It is a transcript of the gene Tsp42El, whose product is annotated as Tetraspanin 42El. The record is from RefSeq and is a predicted model, not a curated record. The coding region runs from base 333 to 977 and encodes 214 amino acids. Gene Ontology annotation, cellular component: plasma membrane. The transcript has 5 exons. Lineage: Eukaryota; Metazoa; Arthropoda; Insecta; Diptera; Calliphoridae.
CGUGGCCCUUGACAGUUGUCUAUUUUAUUUCACUUCAUUUCUCUUCACCGUCGUCUAUAUUUUACUUUAAUCGUACACAAAAUUUUGAAAUGUAUUUUUUUACCCGCUGUGCGUUUUGAAAUUUAAAUGAGAAAAGGCGUUUUGUUUUUUUCUAUUUGAAAAAUCUGAUUUUGCGUAAACAUUGUUGAAUCUUGGUAUUUUAAGUUCACGUGCCGCCAAAAAUUGUUCGGUGUUAAUUUUUGUUUUGUUUGACCAGACAUUAAUUCAUUAUUUAAACAAACAAAUAGUUUAAACAAAUUGAAUUUAAAAAAAAAAACAAAUAAUAAAGAAAAAUGGGUUGUGCUACGAGAACAAUUAAAUGUUCAUUAUUUAUAUUCAAUACACUAUGGGCUAUUCUGGGAAUCCUUUUGCUGCUCUUGGCUGGUUUCGGUUGGGAAGCAAUGCCUCAGCAUUACGCCAUCGGUAUCGUAGCUUUGGGUUGUGUUAUCCUUCUAACAUUUUUAUUCGGAUGCUUUGGGGCCAUACGUGAAUCAGCACGUAGUUUAUGGACGUACGCUGUUAUGUUGCUGAUACUUUUGGUUCUAACAAUUGUAUUUAUUUGCUACAAUACUCGAGAUGUGUUUAAAAACUACGCCCUCAAGGAAAUCGAUGACUUGUGGGAUCAAGAGAUUAUACAUCAAGGAGCCAUGGACAAAAAACAAACUAUUUACGAAUGCUGUGGUCGCAAUUCUUUUGCGGAUUAUGGACGCAUUAAUCGCCAAUUGCCAUCAAGUUGCUGCAAGGAUGGCAACUGCAUAAAUCCCCUGAAUGUUUAUGUCGCUGGCUGUUUGACCAAAGUAGAGGAAGCUUUCGCCAAUGAAUCUUUAACUACCGAAAUAUCCGAAUGGUGUCUGUUGGGCUUAAAUAUUAUGGUCCUUGUGUUGUCAACAAUGAUGGCCAUUCAUUAUACCAACCAAAGGCGUCGUUAUAACUAUUGAUGAGAUUAUUUUCCAUUGACUAAUUUGUUCUUUAUUGUAUUGUAUUUUAUUUAUUAUUAUUAUUAUUUUUGUUGUUUUAAUAUCUUAUUAUUUAAUUUAUUUUUAUACAAACAUAAAUACUUAAAUAAACUUGCCACUACCUCUUUAAUUAAAAAAAAAUUAAAGUCACAUGUACCUAAAAACUACAUUUAAAUGGAUUUGUGAAAGUAGAAUAAUUAUAAAUUCAUAAAUACACAAACAAACAAAUAUGUACCAACAAAAAUUCAUACACAUAUCUGAAUAUUGUAUUUAUUAAAAAAAAAAACGUUAAAUCUAGAAUAAUAAACCUUUUUUAAUGAAUUUUAAAAACAAAUAAAUAAACAUUUAACCAAAAAGUACAACAUUCUAUAA